AUGUGGCUGUGCCUGGCGGUCCUUGUGGGCCUGUACUACCUCCUGCGCUGGUACCGGGAGAAGCAGGUGGUGAGCCACCUCCAGGACAAGUUCGUCUUCAUCACGGGCUGUGACUCGGGCUUCGGGAACCUGCUGGCCAGGCAGCUGCACCUGCGAGGCUUCAGGGUUCUGGCUACGUGUCUGACGGAGCAGGGGGCCGAGCAGCUGAGGAACCAGACGUCAGACAGGCUGGAGACAGUGAUCCUGGACAUCACCAAGACUGAGAGCAUCGCUGCGGCCACUGAGUGGGUGAAGGAGCGUGUCGGGGACAGAGGACUCUGGGGCCUGGUGAAUAAAGCUGGCAUCUCCAUGCCCACCACACCCAAUGAGUGGCUGACCAAACAGAACUUCAUGAAGAUACUGGACGUAAACCUGUUGGGGGUGAUCGAGGUGGCCCUGAGUCUGCUGCCCCUAGUGCGGAAGGCGAGGGGCCAUGUGGUCAACGUCUCCAGUGUUGGGCCGGGUGUCUCUCUUUGGUGGGAGCUUCUCCAUGUCCAAGUACAAUGCUGA
This is a messenger RNA of Balaenoptera acutorostrata (minke whale), 549 nucleotides long. RefSeq names its product retinol dehydrogenase 16-like. The record is from RefSeq and is a predicted model, not a curated record. NCBI's taxonomy places the organism in Eukaryota, Metazoa, Chordata, Mammalia, Artiodactyla, Balaenopteridae. Bases 1 to 549 code for a protein of 182 amino acids. The transcript is spliced from 2 exons.